UGAAACCGAUAUUGAUAUUAUAGAGUGUGGAGUAAGAAUCAUGAGAAAUAUAGAUGAUAAAUUACGGAAUCCAUUUUUCAUUAGAGUUCUUGAUUAUAAAGAUACACAAUUACAAAGGGCGAUACGUAUUCAUGUAAAUUUUUGCUUUGCUACAGCAUCUAUGCAUUCGGGCGAAAUUUAUGAAGCUAGGAUGUCAUUUCGAGAGGUGGAAGCAAUAGGGGAAUGUGGACAUGAAAAUGCCGAUUUAUUAGUUAUGAAAUCUCGAGAUAAUAUCCAGUUAUUAGAUUCCAAAUUACCAAUCUUUACCGAUUGUGCACUAUGUAAAUAUGCACCAACAAAUUUAAGGGAUAUUGAGGCAUUAAAAGAAUGUCCAAAAUGUCAAGCGGUUGCUUUGUGCGAGAAGGAUUGCUUAUCGAUACACAUGUCUUCUUGUUCGGGAACAUUAGAAACAUCAGAAACAUUGGAUACAAAUUGA
Molecule: messenger RNA, 475 nt
Organism: Racocetra persica
Lineage: Eukaryota; Fungi; Glomeromycota; Glomeromycetes; Diversisporales; Gigasporaceae
Source: the annotation of a GenBank genome assembly